GACAGCAUCAGCUCACCUCAGUAUUAAAAUCUCCGCCCCGGUGUCCCCACGGCUCUGCUCGCCUCGCCAGUCGCCACCACUCCGCCACUCCCCUCCCGCUCUCCCUCCCCACCCCCGCAUCCGGAUCUCACCGCGCGUCGCCAUGGGCGUCGCCACCAACGGCUCGGUCGCCCCGGCGGCGCAGGCGCUCAAGUUCCUCAUCUACGGCCGCACGGGCUGGAUCGGGGGCCUGCUGGGCCAGCUCUGCGCCGCGCGCGGGAUCCCCUUCGCCUACGGCGCCGGCCGGCUCGAGAACCGCGCCCAGCUCGAGGCCGACAUCGACGCCGCCGAGCCCACGCACGUGUUCAACGCCGCGGGCGUCACGGGCCGCCCCAACGUCGACUGGUGCGAGACGCACCGCGCCGAGACCGUCCGCGCCAACGUCGCCGGCACGCUCACGCUCGCCGACGUCUGCCGCGGACGCGGACUCGUGCUAAUCAACUACGCCACCGGGUGCAUCUUCGAGUACGACGAGGGCCACCCGCUCGGCUCCGGGGUCGGGUUCAAGGAGGAGGACACGCCCAACUUCUUCGGAUCGUUCUACUCCAAAACCAAGGCCAUGGUUGAGGAACUGCUCAAGAACUACGAGAAUGUGUGCACCCUUCGUGUAAGGAUGCCUAUUUCAUCUGAUCUGUCCAAUCCUCGCAAUUUCAUCACCAAAAUCACUCGGUAUGAUAAGGUUGUCAAUAUCCCGAAUUCAAUGACAAUACUGGAUGAACUUUUACCCAUCUCUAUCGAGAUGGCAAAGAGAAACCUCACUGGAAUCUGGAAUUUUACUAAUCCUGGUGUGGUGAGCCACAAUGAGAUACUAGAGAUGUACAGAGAUUACAUCGAUCCAACCUUCUCCUGGAAAAACUUCAACUUGGAGGAGCAAGCCAAGGUCAUUGUUGCACCGAGGAGCAACAAUGAGCUUGAUUGUACUAAAUUGAAGAGUGAGUUCCCGGAGCUUUUGUCAAUCAAGGAGUCGCUGAUAAAAUAUGUUUUCGAACCAAACCAGAAGACAGCCAAGGCUUGAGAAAGGGAACAACCUGCGCACAACCUUGUUCAUGCAAUUUCUUCCAUCUGAAUUGAUAUUGUUCUCCGGUGAUCAUCAAUAAGCAUGCGUGCUCUUUCAUGCUGUCCAAUCUCUUGUGCAUUGUUCUUGAAGCAGAUAGUUUCUCAUAGGAAGUAAUGUCAUACUCCUUAUCAGAUUAUUACAUGGAACGAGACAAGGUGUAAUUUAGAUCAAUUGUUGUAUGCCCCCCCUGGUCCUAUCAAUACACAAUGGGAAUGAAUCGAGGAACUUCCUCUGUUGUAUCACAUAAUGUCCUUACAUGAUAUUUAUUUUGUAAGCUCAUUCGGA
This is a messenger RNA of Phragmites australis (common reed), 1381 nucleotides long. RefSeq names its product bifunctional dTDP-4-dehydrorhamnose 3,5-epimerase/dTDP-4-dehydrorhamnose reductase-like. NCBI's taxonomy places the organism in Eukaryota, Viridiplantae, Streptophyta, Magnoliopsida, Poales, Poaceae. The transcript is spliced from 2 exons. Bases 143 to 1054 code for a protein of 303 amino acids. Gene Ontology annotation, cellular component: methionine adenosyltransferase complex. The record is from RefSeq and is a predicted model, not a curated record. Gene Ontology annotation, biological process: S-adenosylmethionine biosynthetic process. Gene Ontology annotation, molecular function: methionine adenosyltransferase regulator activity.